UUACAACCAUUCCGUUUUACCAGACGUGCCAUGUGUGCCUCAAAACAUUGUCACUGCUCCCUUCUUUCCUAGGACUUUUCAGAAUUCCAGGCUGCGACAACUUUAUGGUCAUAGAAUGCAGCUGUUCAACAGAUCUCUGUUGACGCCGUGUGACUUUCCCUAGGGAGACAUGUAGAAGCGUCUUCUCCAGCUAGGGCAAACAAACACUAGAGAACCACAAGGAGAGUCUCCUACGCCUACACUUCUCAAAACCUGUUUAGGGGAUACUCCAUCUGCCUUCUUGCCCUUAAGAAUCCGUUGGCUUCAUUCAAACGCGCCGCCUUCGCCAACACCCAAUCAGAACGUCCGAUCUUCAGCUACCGACCAAUGAAGGAAUGCAAUAGACAAGGGGGGAGAGUAGGCAUGAAGCCAUCCCGCAGCGCCAUCACACUUUAGGGCAGGGAGGUUAAGAAGCCGGCAUGGCGCUCGGGUCAAUAAAAUCGAUAGCUGGCGGCUGCCUGUGUUCUAGGCAGCGGCGGUGCAGGCGCAGCGCCGCCAUCUUCCCCGAAGGCAUCUUCCGGUGCCUCUCGCCCAAGUUCCAGCGGGAGUUCCCCGAAUAACGGUGUGGUCUGCGUCGGGCCGACUCAGAUUCCCUCCGGGCCUUCCCGGCCGGGCUCCCAGGUCUCGGGGUGCGCCGUGCCCCGGGCGAGGCCGGGGCGCAAGUCCGAUGGCGCCACCCUCGGCUCCGCUCCCCGCGCGGGCACCCGGGGAGGCUGGACCAACUCGGAGGAGGGGCAGGAGGCCAAGGGCCUUGAAGUUCGCGGACGUGGCCGUGUACUUCUCCUCGGAGGAGUGGGGCUGUCUGCGGCCGGCGCAGAGGAUGCUGUACCGGGAGGUGAUGCGCGAGACCUACGGCCUCCUGGGCGCGCUCGGAUGUGCAGGUCCCAAACCAGCUCUCAUCUCCUGGUUGGAAAGAAAUACCGAUGAUUGGGAACCGGCAGCCCUAGAUCCGCAGGAGUACCGGAGAUGGGUAACAUUCCAGAGAAAAACCCGAACCAGACAGAACGAAGAGAAGGAAGUAUUCCCACCUAAGGAGACACCCCGAAAGGGGAAGCGAGGGCGGAAGCCCAGCAAACCGCGGUUGAUUCCCAGGCAGACAUCUGGAGGCCCCAUCUGCCCUGACUGUGGCUGUACCUUCCCGGACCACCCCGCCCUGGAGAGCCACAAGUGCGCCCAGAAUCUGAAGAAGCCCUACCCUUGCCCGGACUGUGGGCGCCGCUUUUCCUACCCAUCCCUGUUGGUCAGUCACCGGCGGGCACACUCUGGUGAGUGCCCUUACGCCUGUGACCAGUGUGGCAAACGUUUUUCCCAGCGGAAGAACCUGUCUCAGCACCAGGUCAUACACACAGGCGAGAAGCCCUACCACUGCCCUGACUGUGGCCGCUGCUUUCGACGGAGCCGGUCCUUGGCCAAUCACCGGACCACACAUACGGGUGAGAAACCUCAUCAGUGCCCCAGUUGUGGGCGUCGCUUCGCCUACCCAUCCCUGCUCGCUAUCCACCAGCGCACACACACAGGAGAGAAGCCCUACACCUGCCUAGAGUGCAGCCGCCGCUUCCGCCAGCGCACUGCCCUGGUCAUCCACCAGCGCAUCCACACAGGAGAGAAGCCUUACCCCUGUCCUGACUGCGAGCGACGUUUCUCCUCCUCCUCCCGCCUGGUUAGCCACCGGCGUGUGCACUCUGGGGAGCGGCCCUAUGCCUGCGAGCACUGUGAAGCCCGCUUCUCCCAGCGCAGCACCCUGCUCCAGCACCAGCUCUUGCACACGGGCGAGAAACCCUACCCCUGCCCGGACUGCGGGCGUGCCUUCCGGAGGAGCGGCUCCUUGGCCAUCCACCGCAGCACCCACACGGAGGAGAAGCUGCAUGCCUGCGAGGACUGUGGCCGCCGCUUUGCCUACCCCUCACUGCUGGCCAGUCAUCGGCGUGUGCACUCGGGCGAGCGGCCCUAUGCCUGUGACCUUUGCUCCAAACGCUUUGCCCAGUGGAGCCACCUGGCCCAGCACCAGCUCCUGCACACGGGGGAGAAGCCUUUCCCCUGUCUUGAAUGUGGUCGGUGCUUCCGGCAGAGGUGGUCUCUUGCUGUCCACAAGUGCAGCUCCCACAUCUCCAAUGGUAACCCCAGACCUGUGCUAGGAGGGCCCGGUCAGAGGAGAAGUGCCCUAUAGCG
Onychomys torridus (southern grasshopper mouse) is the source of this 2208-nucleotide messenger RNA. RefSeq names its product zinc finger protein 689 (gene Znf689). The coding region runs from base 707 to 2206 and encodes 499 amino acids. Gene Ontology annotation, biological process: negative regulation of transcription by RNA polymerase II. The record is from RefSeq and is a predicted model, not a curated record. The transcript is spliced from 3 exons. Gene Ontology annotation, molecular function: DNA-binding transcription repressor activity, RNA polymerase II-specific. Lineage: Eukaryota; Metazoa; Chordata; Mammalia; Rodentia; Cricetidae.